Messenger RNA from Chelonoidis abingdonii (Abingdon island giant tortoise), 2615 nucleotides. RefSeq names its product dual specificity phosphatase 22 (gene DUSP22). Gene Ontology annotation, molecular function: protein tyrosine phosphatase activity. The record is from RefSeq and is a predicted model, not a curated record. Lineage: Eukaryota; Metazoa; Chordata; Testudines; Testudinidae. Gene Ontology annotation, biological process: protein dephosphorylation; signal transduction. Gene Ontology annotation, cellular component: cytosol; plasma membrane.
CGGGGAGGGGCUUUCUAAGCGUUUGGGUUCUAAUCACACGUGGGGGGUGGCGAGCCCUGCAAACAGAAGGGCGAGAGGUGGUUCCUGGCAAUGAAGCCAUGGUGACUAGUUCAGCUGUUCUCCCGUGCAGCGAGGUCUAGGGGCAGCCAAACGGAAAACCUCCUCUGAUCACAAGGCAUCUAAGAGAAAAGCCUAGCCACGCUGGGGGCAGAGAUGAUCCUGAGCGCUCCAGCUAAGAAUUGACAGUAAAUCCCUUACCCCAUACACACUCUCAUCACAGGGCAAACACUUCCCCAUGCACAUUGACCUGCAGCGUGCAAGCAAGCUUAGCCUGCAGCCAAGCGUUCUCCCGUGGUACUAAAAUUCAGUCCGCUUAGAGCCAUGGGGAAUGGGAUGAACAAGAUUCUGCCUGGCUUGUUCCUUGGCAACUUUAAAGAUGCUCGAGAUGCGGAGCAACUGAGCAAGAAUAAUGUUACACACAUUCUGUCAAUCCAUGACGGUGCUAGGCCUAUGCUUGAGGGAGUGAAAUAUCUGUGCAUUCCUGCUGCCGAUUCACCUUCACAGAAUUUGACAAGACAUUUCAAAGAGAGCAUCAAGUUUAUCCAUGAGUGCCGGCUUAGAGGUGAGGGCUGUCUUGUUCACUGUCUCGCUGGAGUCUCCAGGAGCGUAACUUUGGUAGUCGCUUACAUCAUGACAAUCACAGAUUUUGGCUGGGAAGAUGCAUUGUCUAUUGUACGAGCAUCGAGAUCCUGUGCCAAUCCUAACAUGGGCUUCCAGAAGCAGCUACAGGAGUUUGAAAAACAUGAUGUUGACCAUUUCAGGCAGUGGCUGAAGGAAGAAUAUGGAGAAAAUUCUUUGCAAGAUGAGCAAGAAGCCAAAAUUCUUCUGGGUAAAUAUAAAGAGCAGGCAAUGAUGCAACCAGGUCCCGGCGGGAGACAGUGGAAUAAUAACUUUUCCUCACUGCCUUCCCUGUCAUACAACAGCUACACAACAGAGACCUAAUCACUCCAGACUGGAUUCACUUUCUUUUUUCCUUCGACCUGUUUUAAAAACAGACAUCACCAGUGUCCCCUCCACUCUCUAUGGAAGUCAUGCGAGCUGUACUCUUGUGGAAUACUUGAUGAAAAUAUUAUACCGCACGUGUGUGUGUUUGACACAAUUUUACAGUUUUAUGUAACACCACUCUCUGUAAGCUUCUCUCUUGAGAGGCACCCCUUAUGUCAGGUUGUCACUGUCCUCAGACUCCACCCCCUUUAUAAUAUGUGCGUCUCCAAAACACACUCGUGUGCACAUGAUAACAUUGUCUCCAAAGAAUGAGCUUCCAAAGUGUGUGAGCACUUAUGUAUUUUUUGCUUGUGCUACGGUUGCUGUUUGACCUUAGCUACCUCAAAAAUGCUGUUCUUGUCACUGAGGUUGUAAAUGCAACUUUGAAAAUUGCCUCGAUUUUACACUUGAUGAACGCAAAGUGUGUGUGUCAUAAAAAAAAUUAUUUGAGAGGUUUCUGGCUUUCAUUUAAAUUAUUCAUAGUUGUCACUAGUUUGAAUUAAAAAUUAAGAUUAAGUAGGAAGAUUCAAGAUGUGUGAAUUCCAUCUAUUUUGCCAAUUUAAAACCAGUGGUCAAAUUUGUCAGAGUGCACAUGUAAGCAACAUUUUAAAUCAGAGUAAAAAAACUAGAGGCUAUAUUCUGCUUCUAGUUAUCCUGGUGUAAAUCUGGAAUAGCUCAGUUGACUUAGCUGGAAUUAUUUUGAAUUUACAACGGUGUAACUGCAAACAAGUUAAUGAAGUUGUUCCAGAUUUACACUGGUGUUAUGAUGAGGAGAAUUGGAUACAAUGUCCUUACUUUUAGUCUUUGAUUCAGAGCAAACAGAGGUAUCGUUUAAAGAUUCCAGAACAAAGAAGGAUGCUCUCCCAACCUGCAAGGACAUUUCAAGAGAAUCAAGCUGUUUUCAAUACACAGUGCAUGCUGAGUGUCCCAGUCAUCUACAGUAAGAGAGAUUCAACACAUUGUACUUAACCAGAAUUUUUUUUAUUUCAUGUCCUAUGAUACGCUAACUUACAAACAUUUAACGUGGUAUCCUUUGAUGCUUGCUGCCAAUGUCUUCACACAAUGAUGAGCCCUGGGAUGGACUGGAGAUGGACUGUAGGGGUAAAGUAAACCCCAAAAUAUUUUUGACAUCUUAUCUAUUUUAAUGGAAUGGAAAGUAUGGCUAUUAAAAAUCCAUUAACGCAAAAAUUAGGAUUUACAUUACUACUAUAAUCCAGCUCCCAGCUGCCCCAGAAUUCUUUGUUGUGGGCCUCAUCGCACCACACAGUGCUAGUAUAUUACAUAUGGCCAGAACAAAUUGUAACUGUAUUGGUGGCAGGUGUUGGGAUAUUGUAGGACUUGGAAAAGUCUUACCUUUUGUUUCCAACCUCAUAGCUUGCUGAAUCCCAUGUGUGCGCGUUACUUAAUCUUUGCAGACCACCACCAUUAACAGAUAACACUUGGCUAGCAGGCAAACAGGUGACUGUCUGAAUUUCAAUGGGAGACGGGUUUAGUAAUUGCCCAAGACAAUACUAUUAGACCGAUGGAAGCUUCCAUUCAUGGUCACUAGUUUUUGUAAAUUGGAGACUUAG